Phytophthora infestans T30-4 is the source of this 1701-nucleotide messenger RNA. Its product is annotated as mRNA cap guanine-N7 methyltransferase, putative. Lineage: Eukaryota; Oomycota; Peronosporomycetes; Peronosporales; Peronosporaceae. Bases 1 to 1701 code for a protein of 566 amino acids. Gene Ontology annotation, biological process: 7-methylguanosine mRNA capping. Gene Ontology annotation, cellular component: nucleus. The record is from RefSeq and is a predicted model, not a curated record. Gene Ontology annotation, molecular function: mRNA 5'-cap (guanine-N7-)-methyltransferase activity; protein binding. The transcript is spliced from 2 exons.
AUGGGGACGUUUUUGGUAGCGGAAGAGCAGUUGCCGGCGGAGUGGGAAGUGACGAUGUCGCGCUCCAAGAACAUGCCGUAUUACUACAACACGCAGACCAAGAAGGUUUACUGGGUGGACGACGAGCUGCCGCGUGGCUGGUCGCACCAGUUUGAUCGUGACGGCCAUCGUUUCUACUUCCACGUCAAAGACAAGAACGCCACCAUCUCGUACGACAGACCCGUGCUGCGUCAGGCGUCAAGUCCCUCACCACCACCUCCCGCAAUAAAAAGUGAUAUUGCGUCUCCGGAGCCAAUUCCCGUCCCGGCCCCGUCCUACGAUGACACCGAAUCUCCCAGUGCGCCAUCACCUGGUGGCCUUGGACGUUCAGACUCAGGCGAGCCGCCGCGGCUCGUAAGAAAGAAAUCUAACUCGUUAAUGGACUUAUUGAGUCCUGGUCCUCCGGCGUUAGGCGCAGAGCAGACACGAGAGGAGUCUCCCCGCGCACCGAUGGCUCAAGCACCGAGGACGAUGAAGAUUUCCAACUUGGUAUCGAGUCCUGAGAGACCGCAGCAGAGUGAAGGGAGGGGGAAUUAUAAUGGCAACAAGAGGUCGCUUGACGCCAUGUCUAGAGGCCACGACGACGACAAGGACAAAGACCCGGACGCUGCUGCGGCCUUCUACAAUCAACUGCAACGACGUGCGCAGAGUGACAGGGCGGACAGUUUGCUGUUCCACAUGCGCGCGCUGAACAACUGGGUGAAGUCAGUCCUGAUCAACGAAUACUCGCGACGAGAGGGAGACUGCGUGCUGGACUUGGCGUGUGGUAAAGGUGGAGACUUGAUGAAGUGGACCAAGAGGAAUCUGGCCCAAUAUGUUGGUGUGGACAUCGCCCAAAAGUCGCUGGAAGACGCGGUGGAGAGAUACACUUCGUUCUCGCGCAAUGGGCGGGAUCGGGACAGGAAGAAGACCGAAGUGCAGUUUAUUCAGGGCGAUUUGGGUGUUGUAGAUUUGCUGCGAGACGAGAUGCACUGUUGGAGUGAGCACGAAGGCUGGCAUGAUGCGGUGCCGCUUCCGACUACUGCAAUGGGCAACUUUAACGUCGUGUCGGUGCAGUUUUCGUUUCACUAUAUGUUUGGUGACGCCCAACGCGCAAAUCGGUUCUUCUCCACGGUGCACGAGCUACUCGCAGAUGGAGGCGUCUUAAUCGCGACGACGGUAGACCCGAACAAGCUGUUGAUGAAGUAUUUCCAGGGAUUGCGACCACCCGAACAGGAGAAGGAGGACCAGGAGGCUAACAAGCCAGACGUGAGCAUUCUGGACGAGAAGAAGCGGGAGGUGUGCUGUAUCCACUUUGACGCAGCCACACGAACGCAGUUGUCGGGUCCCGAUGCCGCUGCGGAAGGAUCUUUCGGCCUGCGGUAUAACUUCACUCUGCGCGAUCGCGUGGAGGAUGACGCUGACGGCGGCGGUGGCCAGGCCGUCGACCUCCCUGAGUACUUGGUGCCGGACGAUUUGUUGGCCAAGCUCCUGCGCGAGCACGGCUUUGAGCUGCUGCUCAAGCAGAACUUCCACCGCUUCAUCCAGCAGCGCAAGGACCAGGAUCGCAACCGCACGCUGCUGGAGAAGAUGCACGUGACCAAUAUCCGUGGAUCCAUUUCGGACGCCGAGUGGGAAAUUGCGGGGCUCUACCAGGUUCUCGCUUUCAAAAAGUCUUACUGA